This is a messenger RNA of Bufo bufo (common toad), 1757 nucleotides long. RefSeq names its product DNA polymerase delta interacting protein 3 (gene POLDIP3). Gene Ontology annotation, cellular component: nucleus. Gene Ontology annotation, biological process: mRNA export from nucleus. The transcript has 9 exons. Gene Ontology annotation, molecular function: mRNA binding. NCBI's taxonomy places the organism in Eukaryota, Metazoa, Chordata, Amphibia, Anura, Bufonidae. The coding region runs from base 70 to 1383 and encodes 437 amino acids. The record is from RefSeq and is a predicted model, not a curated record.
ACUCCAUAGCGUUUCCCCGCCCCCUUUCUUACGGUUGCUUCUGCGAAGGUGCGGGGUUUCUUCAGGAACAUGGCCGACGUGUCGUUGGAUGAACUGAUCAGGAAAAGAGGGAUGGCGGUGGGAAUGGGCACGUUCAGCCGGGUGAAUAAUAGAGGGGCUAUGGGAGGUAUGAGAUCCAGGAUCCAACCUACAACAGUCAGUCGUGUACCGACCCCCAAUUUCCAGAGAACGUUUGAUGCUCGUCAGAAAAUAGGCGUUACAGAUGCCCGAUUAAAGCUAGGGAUAAAAGAUGCCCGGGAGAAAUUGGUUGCAAAAGAUGCCCGUUUCCGUAUAAAGGGUAAAGUGCAAGAUGCUCGUGAGAUGCUGAAUUCUAGAAAGCAGCAAGUUGUUGGAGGAAACUCUACCAAAGUGAUGGAUGCUCGGGAAAAGCUAAGUCUGAAGAGGCGUGCGCCGGCCAUUACUAUGAACUCGCCUCUGGCACAGGGUUCCUCAGCCAUGAACAUUACCAAGACCAUCCAGGUUUCACAGCCAAAGUUAAUGUCCUCAGGUCUAACGGACACAGUUAAAGGAAUGCGAAUAAAUGUUGUCAACCACCAACUUGGGAAACAGGUCUCCUCUCCACAAGAUGUAGAUGAUGAUGGUAUGGAUGAUGAGCUGGAACUUUCCCACGUCCCCACAAAACAGAUGAAGAUCACAGCUGCCAGCCCUGUGCAGAAAAGGCCAGGAAUAUCUGGAAACUCAUUCUCACUUGGGCAAACAUUACCUCUCACUAAAGUGGUACAGAAUGAUGCAUACACAGCUCCGAUGGCUGCACAGUCCGCCUCUGCAGCACCUUUACUGCACACUAAGACGCUAACCAAUGUGUCUCGUAUACUUGUCACAAAGGAGGCUAAUUCUUCAGUACAGCCAACUUCAACAGAGUCUGUUUUCAGCCCUUUAGAAGGCACCAAAAUGACCGUUAAUAAUUUGCACCCAAGAGUCUCAGAGGAAGAUAUUGUGGAGCUUUUCUGUGUAUGUGGAGCCUUGAAACGUGCCCGCUUGCUGAGCCCAGGAGUUGCAGAAGUUGUGUUUGUGAGAAAGGAAGAUGCAGUCGGUGCCUACAAAAAAUAUAACAACCGAUACCUAGAUGGACAACCAAUGAAAUGCAAUCUUCAUUUGAAUGGCAAUGUGAUUACAUCAGACCAGCCCAUCCUUUUAAGAUUAAGUGACACACCCUCAACAACAAAGAAGGAAGGGGAAUCUAGAAGAAAUGCCACAUCGUCCUCCAGUGCUGCUUCUAAUCCUUCAGCUGAAGUUGACCCUGAUACUAUCCUAAAAGCACUCUUCAAAUCCUCAGGGUCAACAGCAAUUGUCCAGCCAACUGCAUUCAAGAUUAAGCUCUGAAACCAAUGCAUAUUGGAAACCGUAAUGGCAGACAUUUCAGAGAAUACUCUGACCAGUUCUUGGAUGUGCCCAGAGAUUGUAGAACAAAGACUUUAUUUUGCUUCCUGAGGUUUUGUUUAGCGCUGAUCACCAGCAGGUAGUUAUUGUUGGAAGGAUUCUGGUAGAAAUUGGACAAUCAUUCCUCUUCCCAGUAUUGUAGUACAGUCUGUGGGGGCAGUUGCAUAAAAAAUUUCAGUUUUCCCUUUGUCCUAGUAUUCUGAUACAGCACGAUUCUGGUUCUACUGUUUCUGUUAUGGGAAACUAAAUGUACAGUAAGCUGCAUAACUUGUUUGAAAUUCUUCAAUCUGUUUUUACUUCUUAAAAGGAAAUCUGUU